This is a messenger RNA of Harpia harpyja (harpy eagle), 2076 nucleotides long. Its product is annotated as endoplasmic reticulum aminopeptidase 1-like. Gene Ontology annotation, cellular component: cytoplasm. The record is from RefSeq and is a predicted model, not a curated record. Gene Ontology annotation, biological process: peptide catabolic process; proteolysis. Gene Ontology annotation, molecular function: peptide binding; metalloaminopeptidase activity; zinc ion binding. Lineage: Eukaryota; Metazoa; Chordata; Aves; Accipitriformes; Accipitridae.
AUGCGAGCAGUGGCAGGCAUAGAGACCCGGGAAACAUCUGUGUCUGACCGUUCCCCUGCUUUAGACAGCCUAACUGGGCCGUGUCCCUCAGAGUGUUCCCAGCGCUGCCAGGGAGUCUCUGAAGGCAGCGGUGGAUCUCCGAGCUGCAAGUGUGCCCAGCUGGAAGAACUCUCCAAACAAGUAGCUCUGUCACAAGAGGAGCUCAACAGGCAGCGCAGCCUCUGGAAACGUGAGCAGGAGAUCGAUCCGUGGUAUCGCGCGCUGUCCCAAGCUGAGCGACAGCCCUGCCUCGGGGCUUUACAAGGGGAAGUCCUUGGGUCGAGGGAAGAACCUUCCCCUGAAGUGCCCCUGCGUAAUAGAUUCAGUGCUCUUGGGGCGGAGGAUGAAGACCGCACGAGUAAGAGACAGGAUCCAGGAGAAGCCGACCACACAGAGCUGAUCCACCCAUCCAGCCGCACGAGAACCCCUGCCACCAGAAAAGCACAUCAAGUACGACUCACCACCCCGGCCUUCGCCGGGACCACCACCGCAGCGGUUCCAGCUGUGCGGCACAGCCAGGGCCCGCGCAUCAGCCAGGCUGCCGUCCAGGCUGGGAGUGCCUGCGCGGCGCGGCAGGCGUCGGGAAUGAAGCAGCAGCCCUUGGAGCAGAGUGCUUGCAGCAACACAGUUGAGCCGACAGCUGCACGAAUGGCCUUCCCAUGUUUCGACGAACCAGCCUUCCAAGCCAGGUUUUCAAUUAAGGUGAGGAGGGAACCAAAGCACCUCGCACUGUCCAAUACCCCAGUUGUGAAGUCUGUGAAUAUAAUGCCCCGGCUUGUUAAGGACCAUUUUGAUACCACCGUCAAGAUGACUACGUACCUUGUGGCCUUUAUUGUUUCAGAUUUUAAAUCCAUCAGCAAAAUAACCGGUCAUGGAGCUAAGAUUUCCAUGUCCACGGUGCCAGACAAGAUCAACCAAGCUGACUAUGCGUUGGAUGCGGCAGUGAAACUUUUAGACUUGUACGAGGAUUACUUCAGCAUUCCAUAUCCUCUACCUAAGCAAGAUAAGUCAGCUAUUCCUGACUGUCGGUCUGGUGCUAUGGAAAACUGGGGAUGGCCCACAUACCAGGAAUCUGUGUUGUUGUACAACCCUGAAAAGUCCUCAGCAUCUUCUAAACUUUGGAUUAGUAGUAUGGUAAUAGCCCAUGAGCUGGUUCGUCAGGGGUUUGGCAACCUCGUUACCACGGAGCGGUGGCAUGAUCUGUGGUUAAAUGUAGGGUUUGCAAAGUUUAUGGAGUUCGUGUCAGUCAGCAUUACUCAUUGAGAACUGAGAGUUGAAGACUAUUUCUUAAGGAGAUGUUUUUAUGCCAUGGCAGUGGAUGCAUUAAAUUCCUCACAACCUCUGUCUACUCCUGUGGAAGGUCCAGCUCAAAUUUUAGAGAUGUUUGAUAAUGUUUCUUAUGAGAAGGGAUCUUGUAUAUUAAAUAUGCUGAGGGACUACCUGACUGCUGAUGUGUUUAAAGCUGGACUUGUGCAGUACCUGCAGAAAUACAGCUAUUGAAAUACAAAAAAUGAAGAUCUGUGGAACAGCAUGAUGAAUAUUUGCCCUACAGGAGGUACUAACAAAAAUGAACCACAAGGUGAUGGCUGUUGCAGAAGAAGCCAACAGUCAUCUUCAUAUGCACACUGGACUAAAGGAGAAACUCUUGAUGUGAGGGCAACGAUGGGCACUUGGACACUGCAGAAAGGUUUUCCCCUGCUAACUCUCACAGUGAGAGGGAAGAAUGUCCACCUGCAGCAAGAGUACUACGUGACAGGGGUAGAUUCUCCUUCAUCCACAGGGUACCUGUGGCACAUUCCACUAACCUCCACUACCAGUAAAUCUGACACUGUUCAGAGAUUUUUGAUGACAACUAAAGCAGACGUUAUUAUCCUUCCGGAAGAGGUGGAGUGGGUUAAAUUCAGGGGGGACAUGAAUGGAAUGGUGCACUAUGAAGAUGAUGGGUGGGAUCAUCUGAUCAACCUUUUGAAAGAGAACUAUACAGUGAUUAGCAGCAAAGACAGAGCAAGUCUCAUUAACAGUGUAUCCAGGUCGUGA